This is a messenger RNA of Lampris incognitus (smalleye Pacific opah), 771 nucleotides long. RefSeq lists its product as uncharacterized. The annotation marks the transcript as partial. Lineage: Eukaryota; Metazoa; Chordata; Actinopteri; Lampriformes; Lampridae. The transcript has a single exon. The record is from RefSeq and is a predicted model, not a curated record.
UAUGCAUUAAGAGAAGCCGUAGAGAGAGAACUGGCAAAAUUGGAAGCUGAAGGUGUCAUCUCACCCAUUAAUUACAGCGAGUGGGCAGCUCCAAUAGUUUGUGUGCCUAAAAAGGAUGAUAGUGUGAGAAUAUGUGGAGACUACAAGGUCACCAUCAAUCCAUGGUUGAAUGUGGAACAGUAUCCACUACCCAAAACCCAAGAUUUAUUUGCUAAACUAGCAGGAGGUCAGCAGUUUACCAAAUUAGACUUGUCGCAGGCUUAUCAGCAAGUUCUGUUAGAGGACAAGUCAAGACAUUACCUAACUAUCAACACACACAGAGGGUUGUAUCACUACAAUAGGUUACCCUACGGUGUUGCUAGCGCCCCUGCUAUUUUUCAAAAGAUUAUGGAUCAGGUUCUUCAGGGCAUGGAAGGGGUCAUCUGUUAUUUAGAUGACAUCUUAAUUACUGGAAAAGAUACAGAAAGGCACCUGACUAACUUGGAAGAGGUGCUUAGUAGACUUGAAACUUACAAUCUCAAGGUUAAAAGAGAGAAGUGUGCAUUCAUGCAGAACAGCGUUUCAUACUUAGGGCAUGUCAUUGAUGCCAUGGGCAUACAUCCAAUGAAGGAAAAGACAGAUGCUAUUCAGAGGGCUCCAGUUCCGAAAAAUGUAACUGAACUCAGGUCAUUCUUAGCUCUGUUAAACUACUAUGGGAAGUUUAUCCCUAAUCUAUCUACUCUGAUUCAGCCAAUGACAGCAUUGCUGCAUAAAGAUGCAACCUGGGAAUGG